AUGGCAGCUCGCCCCGAUCCACGCACUCCGCCAACUACUUACAUGGACGUCCCGGGAAUUGCCCUAGCAAUCCAAGACCUAAUCACGGGGCCAACGAAGAAGAAGCCAGAAGGAGACGUCAAUAGGGUGUGGAAUGGCAUCCUCAAUUGGGUAUUUGACCCAGUUGAGGGUUAUGCCGCCACACCCCAAGACGAGCACACGGGGUUUGCGGGCAAGAAGGGCUUCUCCGAUUUCCACACCAAGCAGAGGCAUGUGGAUGGGCGGCGUUGCUGCUUCUGUUGCUGCUUCUUGAUUACUCAAUGCAAGAGGAUUUCGAGCCAGAAUGCGGACGGGACCUGGGUAGAAGGGGCUCAACAGCUCCAAGAGUACCUGGAGAUGGAACACGGGGAAAGGGCGACCAGGGACCGAAGCCCGGUUCAUGGAAUUCUAGCCAUCGGAAGGCGAGUGAGGUUUUUUAGAUACCGUGAUCAGACGGGCAGCAUAGAGUCGUGGCGGCCCGGUCCUCAAUGGGUAGCAAGCCCAACCGGGGGCAAAGGGAAAAAAGAAUCCUACGACCUCAUCGAGCACGCCAGUGAAGUCCAAGCUGCGUUGAGGUUCAUUUUGAACCGUCACUGA
Molecule: messenger RNA, 615 nt
Organism: Aspergillus calidoustus
Lineage: Eukaryota; Fungi; Ascomycota; Eurotiomycetes; Eurotiales; Aspergillaceae
Source: the annotation of a GenBank genome assembly